AUGUCUACCCCGGAUGAUGCAGGUUUCCAUCGGUUUGAGUGGGUGAAAGCCCACAUGCCGGACAGCGACAAGCUUGCCCGUUCUUCCGCACCCUACUACAACAACCAGGACUCAGACCAAAAGUUGACCGACGCUUCGAUCAAUUUCCUCAAGGAAAGCAAGAUCACGCAUGUGAUCAGUCUGAACAGCCAAGCGAACAACAAAGAUAUCACGGACAGGCUGAUAAACAACGGCAUUGCGUACACCCCAUUGCCUGUGGAGGACUAUCAGACUCCCACUCUAGACGACCUCAGCACUGGAAAUAAAGAGUACCGAAAGCAUCGUAGUACUUUGGUUUGGUGUGGCUACGGUUAUGGACGGACGGGCACCAUGGUGACUGGUCUGCAGAUAUAUGCAGAAAAGGACAAGGCUCAACCUCAACAUAUCUCACAUGAUGAAUAUAAGGCAAAUCAUGUUGAAACUGAAGGCCAGACCAAGGUCCUGGACGAAUUGCAGGCACAAACUUCAUAG
Annulohypoxylon truncatum is the source of this 510-nucleotide messenger RNA. RefSeq lists its product as uncharacterized. The transcript has a single exon. The record is from RefSeq and is a predicted model, not a curated record. NCBI's taxonomy places the organism in Eukaryota, Fungi, Ascomycota, Sordariomycetes, Xylariales, Hypoxylaceae. Bases 1 to 510 code for a protein of 169 amino acids.